Cryptomeria japonica (Japanese cedar) is the source of this 447-nucleotide messenger RNA. Its product is annotated as brassinosteroid-responsive RING protein 1-like. The transcript has a single exon. The record is from RefSeq and is a predicted model, not a curated record. Gene Ontology annotation, molecular function: ubiquitin protein ligase activity. Lineage: Eukaryota; Viridiplantae; Streptophyta; Pinopsida; Cupressales; Cupressaceae. Gene Ontology annotation, biological process: protein ubiquitination. The coding region runs from base 1 to 447 and encodes 148 amino acids.
AUGGGACUUCCUGUAGGUCUUCGUAAUAUCACUAUACCCAGAGUGCUGCUAUACUUGGCGUUAGUCAUGGCUUAUUUAGAGACUGGAAUUUAUUGGUUUCUUUCUGGUAUUGGGCUGAGCGAGGCACCAGAAGAAGAGAUCAAUCUUUGGCGAGAAUUCUCAGAAAUUUCUUCUGCCAUUUCUUCUUCUUCGGGGCAGAUGAUUAAGCGUAGGUUGUCUGUCAUAACAUUCCGAAAUGUUGCAGAGAAGUUGAUUGAGAUUGAAGAGGAUUUUCUAUGCGCGGUCUGCUUGAGCUCUCUCAAAGAAAAUGAUGAAAUCCGAGAGUUGCGCAAUUGCUGCCACAUUUUUCACAGAAAUUGUUUGGAUAAAUGGAUUGAUAACAAUGAGGAUACCUGCCCUUUCUGCAGGUGUGUUCUGCUUCCACCGAUUCAAAGUGUUGAUGAAUGA